CAUUCGUUUUUUUUUAGAUGCAGGAAUUGUAGAUGAUCGUGAUUUUUCGAGAUUAUUUACGAAACCUUAAGUGAACUUUUUUCUUUAAAAACUCAAAUACUUUUAAGGGCAAAGUUAUGGAAGCUCAUUCAAACCGAGUUAAAACAGGUUAUGCAUGAGUUAAAUAUAUCAGACGCUGAUUUUCAUGAGAAUAUAACAUCGGAUACUUCAUUAGUUGAUGUUGUAUUGUCUAAAGAAGACAUAUAUCAGAACAAUAAUCAGACUUGUUCUCAAAGUGUUGAUGCAGAAAUGAGAAGUAAUGGCGUAACAUCAAAAAGACUAAUUAAAGAUGUUGAUGAUGACAAUAACAAUGAUAUUGACAUGAAUAAUAAUGCUAUACUUGACAAGAAUAAGUAUUUAAGUGUCCAGAGCAGUCAAAAUACAUUGGAUCAUCAUAUCCAAUAUAUCAUGAUCUGGAAUUUGCAAAUGCUGCUGUAAAAAACUUUAUAAGUAGUGAGCUAUAUAACCGGAUGGUCAGAGGAACAAUCAAAAUAAUGAAUGCACAUGCCUCAUUGAUGAAUCAGUAUCCAACAAGACAAGACCUUUUAGAAAUGUCAAAGUCUUUAGUUAUUAAAUACCCUUGCCUGAAUGACAAGACAUCAAAACAUAUUACAUUGUUCAACAAGUUAAGGAAAAGUUUUUAUAAUGAAAAACCAAUACAAAAUAAACGGAUUAAAAGUUUGAUAAAAACGACACUGAAAAAUGGAGGAGAAACUAAUGUUGGUUUUUCAUCAAGUCAGAGUGUGAGUGAAUUAGGUUCAUCACCACCUGUCAAAA
Molecule: messenger RNA, 816 nt
Organism: Hydra vulgaris (swiftwater hydra)
Lineage: Eukaryota; Metazoa; Cnidaria; Hydrozoa; Anthoathecata; Hydridae
Source: RefSeq, a predicted model, not a curated record